UGGACGUGGUCCUGGCUUUCUGCUACUGAGUACAGUCGUGGGAAACAGGAGGACCGCAGGAGACAGCUAAGCCCAGGAAAGGGGGAUGUCAUCAUCAUGGCACCUGCAUCACUGAUUCUUUUGGGGGCCACAGUGAUACUGCAAGUAGACUUACUUCCUGAUAAAAAAUUUUUACUUCUCCCACCUGUCAAUUUCACCAUUAAAGCUAUCAAUUUAGCUCAAGUUCUUUUACGCUGGGAACCAAAUACUGAUCAAGAACAAAGAAAUGUCCAGCUAGGGUAUCACGUGAAAAUAAAUGCUCCACAAGAAGAAGAGUACGAAACCAGGAACACUGAGAGCAGACGCGUAACCAUCCUUCAUAAAGGCUUUUCAGCAAGUGUGCAGACGGUCCCAUGGAACGACCGCUCCCUCCAGCCAAGCAGCUGGGUUUCCGCGGAACUUAGAGCCCCACCAGGGUCUCCUGGAACCUCAAUUGUGAAUUUAACUUGCACCACGAACACCAAGGCAAAUAAUUACACACACUUACGGCCGUACCAAGUUUCUCUUCACUGCACCUGGCUUGUUGGCAAGGAUGCCCCUGAGGAUACGCAGUAUUUUCUCUACUAUAGGUAUGGCUCUUGGACUGAAGAAUGCCAAGAAUACAGCAAAGACACCUUGCAGAGAAAUAUCGCCUGCUGGUUUCCCAGGACUUUUAUCAAUAGCAAAGGACGCGACUCACUUGCAGUGUAUGUUAACGGCUCAAGCGAGGAAGCUGUGAUCAAGCCUUUCGAUGAGCUCUUUGCCCUUCAUGCCAUUGAUCGAGUAAAUCCUCCAGCAAAAGUCACAGCAGAGAUUGAAGGAACCUGUCUCUCUAUCCAAUGGGAGAAACCAGUUUCUGCUUUUCCGGUCCAUUGCUUUGAUUACGAAGUGAAAAUUUACAACACAAGGAAAGGGUAUUUGCAGACAGAAAAAAUGACGACCAAUACAUUCAUCUCCGUAAUUGAUGGUAUUUCUGAGUAUUCCAUUCAAGUGAGAGCAGCAGUGAGCUCUGUGUGCAGAGCGGUGGGACCCUCCAGUGAGUGGAGUCAGCCAAUUUAUGUGGGAAACAAUGAGCAGAAGCCCUGGACAAAAUGGUUCCUUAUUGCAGUUAUGGCAACCAUCUGCUUUAUCUUGUUAAUUUUCUCACUCAUCUGCAGAAUAUGCCACUUAUGGACCAAGGUGUUUCCACCUGUUCCGGCACCAAAGAGUAAUAUUAAAGAAUUCUUUGUAACCAUCAACUAUGAGAAAACUGAUUCCAGUGAAACACAAAUUGAAGUCAUAAGCUAUGCGGAGGAGGCUGGAUCUGAGACCCUGGAGGACUCCGUGUUUUGACUGUCCCUGGAGCAUUGUCAAAACCAACUCACACUCACGAGCCCCGGGGAUAAGAAUGGGAACAACUGUUUCUUGGCUAAGAGGAGUUUGGAGUUUACCGAACACUCAAUUUAGCUGCAAGGGGAAAAACACCCAGACAAAUCCCUAACUCACACAGGUUGAUUGAUUCAUCUGACUGUCCUGCCAGGUCUGAUCUCUGCACAGGGCAGCACCUCCUCACCUGCCAGCCUCCUGAUCUGCAUCACUCACCUCAAACACUUCUGCACGAGAGACAGUUAUUAAGGCUAACAUCAACUGUGUUUACUCUGGUAGUGCCACGUUGACUGGUUCAACUGCCAACGGUAACGAUCAGCUAAAAUCUCAGGAAGAAAGCAUUUUGCACCAUCCUGGAGUGAAUAGUGAACUUGGAUUGAAGACUGUCUUCCCUAUAGCAAGUGGGAGCCAUGGUGCUUUUAUUCUGAGUUCGGGAAUACUUUUUCUUUCAA
This is a messenger RNA of Orcinus orca (killer whale), 1835 nucleotides long. RefSeq names its product interleukin 5 receptor subunit alpha (gene IL5RA). The transcript is spliced from 11 exons. The record is from RefSeq and is a predicted model, not a curated record. Gene Ontology annotation, molecular function: protein binding; cytokine receptor activity. Lineage: Eukaryota; Metazoa; Chordata; Mammalia; Artiodactyla; Delphinidae. Gene Ontology annotation, cellular component: external side of plasma membrane; membrane. The annotation marks the transcript as partial. Gene Ontology annotation, biological process: cytokine-mediated signaling pathway; immunoglobulin mediated immune response.